CGCACAUGCCAAAAAGAUCUCUCUUCUUCCCGCCACUUUUGCUACCAACAUGGUCAACUACGGGCGUUCAGGAGGAUGCGUCACUUGUAGAGAGCGGCGCGUCAAAUGUGACGAGGCAAAACCGAAAUGCCGGGCGUGUCAUCGACUCCGGCUUCAAUGUGGAGGGUACAAGACGAAAUAUGCCAAUCUUAAAUUUAAAGACCAGAGCCAUAAGUUUCACAGCCAAAGCGUUAUGGUCAGAAGCGCCACAAAACCAACCCAGGAGUAUAGCCUGCGACCGCUCAGUGAACCCGACUCGGCCGUGCCAUUUUAUCUUCACCAUUACGCCAGAAUGGGUCGUGACAUGAGCUCCGCACGCGGAUUCUACGAGGUGCUCAUUCCAAUCUACUGCUCGCAGCAGCAGGAUUCCGCGCUCUCAUUAGCUGUGUCGGCGGUUGCGUCCCAAGUACUGUCUCUUUGGCGACAUGAUAACUCUCCCCGGCCACAGGUGGCUUACGCCCAGGCUGUCCAGUGUCUUCGACGUACAUUACAGGAUUCCCGUGAAUGGGGUAGCGCAGCAACAAUACUAGCGGUUUUGUCCCUGCAGCUAUUUGAGACUAUCGCCGCCAUUUACGGGCUUCGGUCAUCUACGCAGAUACACCAUAACGGGGCUGUGUCUUCCCUUCCAUUGGCCCGUGCAGGCGAUAAUAAUGAAAUUUUAAGUGCAUACACCCGGCAGUUCAUUCUUCAUAGUGAAAUAUGCUCGGCCAUUCGCCAAGGAAGACAAUUGCAAACGGUCGCAUCCUCAUGGAUCAGAGACAACGGCCUAUUCACCGUACCUGAUAACCCAAGUGCCGCACUUGAUGCCAUUGGAGUGUCUGUUGCUAGGCUACAGGCGCAGUUGAAGCUGGAAGUACAGAGUGGUUACGUUACGCUGUCACGGGAAGCUCUGAGCGAAUACAUUGCCAAGACGCGACAGGUCGAUCAACAAUUGCUGACUUGGACACAAUGCGUGCCCGACCAUUGGCAGCCAUUGAGACUCACAAACGGAUGGAGCAUCGACUCAUCAAUUCCAGUGUAUCAAUCUACGUGCGAAAUCUACCCGUCCUGUCAAAUCGCGACCAUCUGGAACUUGUGGCGCAUUCAACGUAUCCUGAUCAUCAAGAUGAAGCUCAGCUUGCUUGAUGCGCAAGGUGAACUCGAGUGCGAUAGCAUGCCAUCAAACCUUCAGGGGGUGGCCGAGCUUCAGCCCAUAUUUCAAGAGCUGGUUGAUGGUGUGUGUUAUAGUGUGCCCUUCUAUCUCGGCAACCUAAGGAAGCCAUUAAGCAUUGCCGACUUCACAGACUCCACAAUCUUGUUUCCAAGCUCACAUGUUCUGGGCCACAACGUAAACUGGAACAAACAGUUCUCAUACCAUCCGCAGGUGGCAGUGGAAGAGCAUAGGCGUCACAUCAUCGCCCAAGGACCAUGGCAUGUCAUGAGCCCACUCAGCCGGCUUCUGACCUUCCACUCCGAGGAGUAUGGGCCGCCAAUGAAGACUCUUUUCAGACCGGGGCAGUACGAGUGGAUCCGUGAUCAGUUCCUGCGGGUUACCACGCUGCUUCACAUCCUCCCAGCGGAUGCUAACACUUAUUCCGGAUGCGGUUCGGUGUCGGAGUCUUUUGACCCCAGGGACUUAGAUACAAUGGCCGAGAACCACGCAAGCAGAGUUCGGCAAGGUGCAACUUUCAUGAGUGGUCCUUAGCAUUACUUGUUCCAGAACCAAUCAUACAAUGCUCACCCCCACCAUCCAGGGAAACAUCCAGAUUUCGGCCAGAUGGGGUCAACUCUUCGAAAGAAUAACAAGAAUUCAGCCCGCAACUAUAUUUCUAUGGCGCAAUCCAAGUCUUGACGCAUUUCCUUUCUCUUCAUAGGAAGGAUACUCACCAAGACCCUAUCACCAGGCUU
Molecule: messenger RNA, 1926 nt
Organism: Aspergillus eucalypticola CBS 122712
Lineage: Eukaryota; Fungi; Ascomycota; Eurotiomycetes; Eurotiales; Aspergillaceae
Product: Zn(II)2Cys6 transcription factor domain-containing protein
Exons: 2
Coding region: 50-1723 (557 amino acids)
Biological process (GO): regulation of DNA-templated transcription
Molecular function (GO): DNA-binding transcription factor activity, RNA polymerase II-specific; zinc ion binding
Source: RefSeq, a predicted model, not a curated record